Symbiodinium pilosum is the source of this 212-nucleotide messenger RNA. The record is from the annotation of a GenBank genome assembly. NCBI's taxonomy places the organism in Eukaryota, Dinophyceae, Suessiales, Symbiodiniaceae.
GUCUGCUCCACGUGUCCUGGUAGCGACGGAUGUGUUGGGCCGUGGAAUCAACCUGCCCAAAGUGACUCACGUCUUCAUUUUCGACAUGCCGGGAUGCAUUGAAGACUACAUCCACCGCAUAGGACGAACAGCACGAGGGUUGGAUGGCCAGGGCAAGGCCAUCACGUUCUUCGAAUUCGCACCCUGCGUGCCGCAAAUUGCGGAGGAGCGCG